AAGUGGCAAACUGGCUUGUCAUAAUAUUGUCCACAUCGGUAUAUGCUUCCUUGUCUAGUAAUAUAUGCUCUGUUCCUUCCCAUUCACAGACUCAUCUCAGUAUUUUAAGAAAAGCCAAAAAGGUAACACAGAAAACAAAAACGGAGCAUUCAAUAAUGGCGAAGAGGAAGAUCACCCUAUCUUUGUAUACUCUGGCUCUCACUCUAUCGGCGGUCUCUUUGGCAUUUGCAGUCAGAGUAGUGCCUCUCACGCAACCCCAUGAGAAACCGACUUUUCUAAGACCAACAUUCAAUCGCAUUUUUGAUACUUCCUUGUAUGGGAUUUUGCAACUUAACAACGGUUUGGCUCAAACGCCUCAGAUGGGGUGGAACAGCUGGAAUUUCUUUGCCUGCAAUAUCAAUGAAACCGUGAUCAAGGAAACUGCUGAUGCACUCAUCUCAACUGGCUUAGCAGAUUUAGGCUAUGUGUAUGUCAAUAUAGAUGAUUGCUGGUGUCAAACACGAAAUUCGGAGGGUCAACUGGUCCCUGAUCCUAAAACAUUUCCAUCAGGAAUUAAAGCUCUUGCCGAGUAUUUACACGGAAAAGGACUCAAGCUUGGAAUUUAUUCUGAUGCUGGGGUUUUUACGUGUCAAGUUCGACCAGGAUCACUUUAUCAUGAAAAUGAUGAUGCAAAGCUGUUUGCUUCUUGGGAUGUGGACUAUUUGAAAUAUGACAACUGUUACAAUCUGGGCAUCCCGCCAAAAGAACGAUACCCCCCAAUGCGCGAGGCCCUAAAUGCAUCUGGACGCACAAUUUUCUAUUCAAUCUGUGAAUGGGGUGUUGACGACCCGGCUUUAUGGGCGGGCAAGUUUGGAAAUAGUUGGCGUACAACAGAUGAUAUCAAUGAUUCUUGGGCAAGCAUGACAACAAUUGCUGAUUUGAAUGACAAGUGGGCGGCGUAUGCAGGACCUGGUGGAUGGAAUGAUCCUGAUAUGUUGGAAGUUGGCAAUGGAGGCAUGAGUUACCAGGAGUACCGUGCUCAUUUUAGCAUCUGGGCUUUGAUGAAGGCCCCUCUUUUGGUUGGUUGCGAUGUAAGAAACAUGACUGCAGAAACAUUCGAGAUUCUAAGCAACGAGGAGGUUAUUGCUGUUAACCAAGAUCCACUUGGAGUUCAGGGAAGGAAAGUUAGUGUUUCUGGAACAGAUGGUUGCUAUCAGGUCUGGGCAGGUCCUCUAUCCGGACAUCGGCUGACCGUUGCUCUUUGGAAUCGGUGCUCAAAAGCAAAGACUAUAACAGUUACUUGGGAAGCACUUGGACUCCAAUCCAGCAUUAGCGUCUCCAUAAGAGAUUUGUGGGAGCACAAAGAAGUAGCGGUUGAUGCUGUAUCGUCGUUCGGUGCUUGGGUUGAUGCUCAUGACUGUCGGAUGUACAUUUUUACUCCCCAGACUCCCGCUCAGAAAUGUAGCUUAGCCUUAACUUAAAAAGCACCCUUUCAACAAGAGGUGAUGUCCAACUAUUAGUGCACCGCGAUGAUUCUCUGCAAGAGUUCAUGGCUGUAAUCUGUAAACUUUUACCAGAACUUGGAAGCCAUCUUAGUGCCAUCUGUUAUGUAUUUGUUCAUAAGAAAGUAUUUGGAUGUUAGUCUCGGUGUUCAUAUUGCAUUGUAUAUAUUACGAUAUACUUAUUUGGAAUGACCAUCAGUUGAAAUAA
Prunus dulcis (almond) is the source of this 1689-nucleotide messenger RNA. RefSeq names its product alpha-galactosidase 3. Gene Ontology annotation, biological process: carbohydrate metabolic process. The transcript has 15 exons. Lineage: Eukaryota; Viridiplantae; Streptophyta; Magnoliopsida; Rosales; Rosaceae. The record is from RefSeq and is a predicted model, not a curated record. Gene Ontology annotation, molecular function: hydrolase activity, hydrolyzing O-glycosyl compounds. The coding region runs from base 156 to 1460 and encodes 434 amino acids.